UGAACAUUCCACUUCCUCCAGUUGCAAAAAUGGACUUGGACACGAGCAAACUACACUGGGGACAUCAAGAAUACAAUCUUGGAGAGUUUGCUGAAAAAUUCAAGGACUCCUUUCCUAAGAUCAUCAAUGUGACGGUGGGCUUUCUUGGACAACAGGAACUGGACAGUAUCAGCUCAAGCACACACAUCAUGGUCCACUCCCUGCUCUGCCAGCAGAGAGCAGUGUUUGAGAGCAAACAUGGGAAAGUCCUGUCCCUACCUGUCACCAUCUCCACUGUAGGCUUCUACAUAAUCAGAAAUGAUAGACGAGAAGGACCACCAAUCAGUCUUCAGGCUAUUUUGGAGUCCAACCCACUGCCAGUGAUCAUCCAACCAAUAACGCCACUCGUCCUUCCGUGGCUGUCAGAGAGUCAUAGGCUGGACACACUGACAAUCACACGCACCUAUGAGGAGCAGCUCUUAAUUGGGUUUCCUUUCAGCAGCAAAGGAAUCCUCUCCAGACACACUCCUCUGGUGCUGCCCAUGUAUAUGAAGGAGGUGCGUAUUGCACUGGCAGAGGGGUUGGAGGGACUCGAUCAGGACCAGUUCGAGGACGCCUGUGCUACAUUGGGUGGGCAGAUUGAUGAACUGGGCCUCAGGAACCUUUUCAUCUUUCAAGAUAUCACCAUUUUGAAUAAGCAAGAGUUGAUUGAAAAGGGUCACGAAUACAUGGAGGUGAAGCCAAUCUACAUGUGCCUGAAGAGCCAGGGUGAUGAAAUCAACCUCUACCAGCACCUUGACUUUGAGACAACCGAGCCUGCUACUUUACAGAGAAAAGCAGCAAGACCCCCACCUCUACCCCCUAAACCACAAAAUGUACAAAUAGCUAGACACAAACUUCCACCCCUUUCUCCAUCAUUGGAGAACACUUCCCAGUUCUACUCUGGCGGCUCAUGGCACCCACUCUUCUGCUCCUUAGCAGAGGUGCCCUCUAAUCUACGGGACCUGAGUGUGGCACAGGUGUGCUCCUGCCUGCGACUGCUCAACUUGGACCAGUACUGCCAGGCCUUCGAGAGGGAGCAGAUUGACGGGGAUCUGUUGUACACAGUUGAUCCCAGCAUGAUGAGGGAGACGCUGGGUAUGGAGAGCCUGCACGUGGGCAAGCUUCUCCGCUUCCGAGAGGGCUGGAGGCCCUUACUUGGGUCUUCUGGAGCUGAGCAGGUUGGGUAGUCAUGGAUGAUCUGUAAUGGGGAUUAUAAUCAGAUUAUAAAAAAUUCAUUGGCAAUCUGGGAUGCAAACAACACUAAAGUGAUCAUAGAAGUGACAUUUUGUACUCUUGUGCUGGAUGGUAAAUUAUUUACAUAUUUUAUGUUAGGCUAAGUACCAUUUACAUUAGUAAUGGCUAAAGUGUCAUUCAGAAUAAAGGCUACUUUUUGGAGUAAUUCCUGCUGGGGAAGCAAACAUUCAUCCACACAGCAUGAUUAAAAGCACAGGUUUCAGGCUUACUGCCUUGUCCCGUUGUCACACCACAGGGCCGGUGGAGUCACAGACGUCAUUGACAUUUUCAUUUCCAUUGUCAAAAUGUAAUUGACUUUCAGUCAUUUCAUUUACCACAACUACAGCAAUAAGAUACAGAAAUAAAUACCUACAUGAGGUCCAAGAAAAUAAACAUAACAUACAUUUUAUGGCCAACAAAAAGCAUGCAAAACAAAAGAAGGCACAAGGAUCUAAGCUGCACUACAUGACCAAAAGUAUGUGGAUACCCCUUCAAAUUAGUGGACUUGGUUAUUUAUCCACACCCAUUGCUGACAGGUGUAUCAAAUUUGAACACACAGCCAAGCAAUCUCCAUAGACAAACAUUAGCAGUAGAAUGGCCCAUACUGAAGAGCUCAGUGACAUUCAACAUGGCCCCAUUAUAGGAUGCCACCUUUCCAACAAGUCAGUUCAUCACAUUUCUGCCCUACUAGAGCUGCCCAAGUCAACUGUAAGUGCUGUUAUUGUAAUGUGGAAACGUCUAGGAUCAACAACGACUCAUCCACAAAGUGGUAGGCCACACAAGAUCACCGAAUGGGACCACUGAGUGCUGAAGAGCGUACAAAUCGUCUGUCCUGGGUUGCAAAACAAUACUUAGUUCCAAACUGCCUCUGGAAGCAACAUCAGCACAAUAACUGUUUGUCGGGAGGUUUGUGAAAAGAGUUUCCAUGGCCAAGCAGCCGCACACAAGCCUAAAAUCAGCUUGCACAAUGCCAAGCAUUGGCUGGAGGGGUGUAAACCUCACCGCCAUUGAACGCUGGAACAGUGGAAAUACGUUCUCUGGAGUGAUGAAUCACGCUUCACCAUCUGUCAGUCCGACGGACGAAUCUGGGUUUGGCGGAUGCCAGGAGCACGCUACCUGCCCAAAUACAUAGUGCCAACUGUAUAGUUUGUUGGAGGAGGAAUAAUGGUCUGGGGCUGUUUUUCAUGGUUUGGGCUUGGCCCCUUAAUUCCAGCAAAGGGAAAUCUUAACCCUACAGCAUAGAAUAACAUUCUAGAUGAUUCUAGUCACCUUGACAAUCUUCUCUCAGGAUCAGGAGCCUUGCAGAGAGACAUAUGGCCAUGAUGCAGCAUUUUAUUUAAAAUCCUUGAAACUGUUCUGUAAUGGGCAACACAGUAUGUAUAAAUACUGUAUGAAUCAUGAAACUUCCAGAGAUGUCCAUACACAGCUCUCAGACCUUCUCCAAAACGACUUUGCUUCUUUUCAACUCCAGCACCUUAGAGCUAUACCGCACAAGCUCCACCUCCUCAUCCAUUGACGGUGUGGCAAUAGCGACACCGCUUCCCAUUAAUUUUCAAUGGAGGGAAAGCAGUGAGAAGCGUUGUGGGCGGGGGACCGUUCGGCGGCUCGAACGUGGUGUGGGAGGCGGUGAAAAAGUUCAGCAUUUCCCAGCUUCAUGCAAGCAGCGACCCCUGUGCAAUGACCAAUUAUAUUGAGUGGUUCCCAUGAUGAAUUUGAUGCUACGCAACCCAACGCUGGAGACUUUCUUGAGCAAAGAUGGCUGACAAAAAUACUAGGAUGGAAGCAAAUGUAAGCGUUUGGAGAAAAAUUUGGCAUGGAACGAGACGAAGUCGAGUGCCAGCAAACCGUGCCAUUAUUUCCUCCAAACACCAGCUUCGAGAGCAGUAUCACUUUUAUACAAGGGGUUACCAACAUAUUAAAAUUUUUAUUUAAAUGUGAGAUAAUGUCUAAACUUUAUUUUGAUGAAUUUAUUCAUACUAUUUCAUCCUUCCACAAGAUAUAGUCCCGACACAAAUCUAGGGUUGCUACCCAAGCCGGCUGGUCGUUCAUUCUAUUGGUGCGGUUGCCUAGUUAAAUAAAGGUUUAAAAAAAAUCUGUAUUGCGUAGUCAGAUGGAACAGAGUAAAUAGGCAUUUUAACAUCAUAGAUUUAGCCGGUGGUAAUUUGUGGAAUAGACACGGGCUGGAAUGCGCUUUUAACCAAUGGGGCAGAGCAACAUUUUUUGCCAUUUUUUAAAUAAAACAUUUGAGGGGAUUGCCUGUUUUGCAUGUUAUUUUGGAAUUAAUACAUGUCACAUAUCAGUUUGAAAACGAUGUAAAAAAAAAAUAAAAAAAAUAAUCAUUGACUUAAUAAAGCUGCAUACAAACAUGGUCUCUUUUUUGCUAUCUUGAGUAAGGCAGGUCCAAAAUGCAAGUGUUGCAGCCUAAAUCAGUGGUGGUGGUGAGGCAGCCAGCGGAAAUACGGAUCGUAGGGGUUGGUAAGGUUCUCUAGAGGCGCCGUGAAUGGCUCAGUGUUCUGUCACUCAUGGGGACACUACGUCACUGCCAAAUCUAAGGGUAGAGCUCGAAAAUUCACAACCUUGGGUGCUACCAUAAAAUUACAUUAGAAGUGCCCAAGAGGGCUCAAGGUCAUUGGCCACAGAUAAAAUUAUGUUAAAUCACGCUAUAUAUCUACAGUAGCUUUGAUUGGACUGAUCAUGUCAACAUCAUACUUUCUAAAUCUUAGCUAGCAGUCAUCAUCAAUCAUUUUUAAUCCUUGUCAUACGAACAGAAUUAAUGAAAAUAAAUUAUAGAUAAAACGUGUCGUGGUCAUCGGCCAUUGGACAUAAAUAUUACACAACAAGUUGGAAAUCGCAAAUUCAACAAUGAGUGGUUUGGAAGGAAUCCGUGGCUAACUGCAAGCAUUGCAAAGCAAUCACUAGCCUGCUAUUCAGUGGAGCAGCUGUGUGGUCCCAAUUCUGGGUUUAAUGGUCUAUUUUCCAAGCUUAAAAUGAUAAACAUUCAACAUUGGCCAUGCUGUCAAUCCAGCAUAAUUUCUGCUGUCCUCAAAGCAAGUGUUAACUCGGAACUGGGAAAUCUGACUUCAGAGAGUUCAAGACAACUGGGAACUUGUGAAAAAACUAGCUCUGACUGGGGAAAAAAUGUUUGAACGAUCAUCCAACUCGGAAUUGUAAUUCGGGAACCCGGGCCUCUUUCUAGAGCUAUGACCUGAAGAUCACUGACGUCAUCAUGAUUCAACAGUUGUCUUGAAAGUAACAUAAAUCCAGAGGAUGCCAGACUUUGAUGACAAAGUUCGAUGACAAACUUUUCCCACGAAGGACUGUCACGUCACCUUCCUGUUCAAGUGAGCACAACAAGGUGAGCCCAAAAAUGUAUUGUAUGCUGCUGCAUAAAUUAUGUAAUAUGCCAGGGAGAUAUGUAUACUGUAGCUAAGAAAGUAAUAGUAAGUGUAUGUUGUGUAGUAAGCUGUUAGUAGCCCUUGUGCUUCACCCUAAUAAUUUGGUAUAUUUUCCCUUCUUAAUUUAGCCUACUGUUUUGACUUGGUGGUGCACAUGUAGCCUAUAGCCUUUUUUAGAUAAAUGUUAUUGUAAGAGCUUUCAUUGUCUGCUUAUAUGCCCCCUUUAUUUAUCCUACGGUACUGACUUGGUGUACAGGGAGAACACUAAGAACGGCCCAUGUUCUGAAUUCUGUCACUGUACAUUUCAAAAGUGCUGAACAAAGUGUUAUGUUGAAUACGUCGCUACAAAGUAUUAACUUAAGGGGGCUGAAUAAUUUUGCACGCCCAAUUUUUUCAGUUUUUGAUUUAUUAAAAAAGUUUGAAAUAUCCAAUAAAUGUCGUUCCACUUCA
This is a messenger RNA of Oncorhynchus masou masou (cherry salmon), 5099 nucleotides long. RefSeq names its product GRB2-associated and regulator of MAPK protein 2-like. The transcript has 5 exons. Gene Ontology annotation, molecular function: protein binding. Lineage: Eukaryota; Metazoa; Chordata; Actinopteri; Salmoniformes; Salmonidae. The coding region runs from base 30 to 1208 and encodes 392 amino acids. The record is from RefSeq and is a predicted model, not a curated record.